Cynara cardunculus var. scolymus (artichoke) is the source of this 544-nucleotide messenger RNA. RefSeq lists its product as uncharacterized. Lineage: Eukaryota; Viridiplantae; Streptophyta; Magnoliopsida; Asterales; Asteraceae. The transcript has a single exon. The coding region runs from base 32 to 544 and encodes 170 amino acids. The record is from RefSeq and is a predicted model, not a curated record.
CAUUCUGUGCCAAGAAACGUCUGAAUUAACGAUGUUUCAGAGGACCAAGAAAUUCUUCAAAAGAAGUAUUCAGACCGUCAAGUCUUACUUUUCUGAAGGCUACCAAAAGCUUCCGAAAACACCAUCUUACAAUGGACACCACAACACGGGGUUCAGUCUGGAGAGCAUUUACACUGAAUUCGUCGACCAGUGGGAGGCUGCAGACCGUGUUAUGGGGACUGCGUGGGAAAAGAAUGCAAAUACCCUGAAGAGCAAUAAACCAUCCAUGUUGAUCGAUCACCAUAAGGUCACUAGAAGGAAGCAACAAAAACACGAAGAAGUGUCGUCAAGAGAACAAGAGGAAAAGAGGGGUUUGAUGACGAGAAGAUUGAAGGAACUGGAAGUCAUGGAUAGGGAUAACGUAGAUCAUGUUCUUGACGUUCAAGAAAUUAUGCAUUAUUAUUCUCGGUUAACAUGUCCAGCUUAUUGCGAGAUGGUCGAGAAAUUUUUCUCGGAGAUGUACUCAGAGAUCUUUAAUCCAAGAAGAACACCCGUUCGAGUUUAG